Molecule: messenger RNA, 4422 nt
Organism: Oryctolagus cuniculus (rabbit)
Lineage: Eukaryota; Metazoa; Chordata; Mammalia; Lagomorpha; Leporidae
Gene: CYP11A1
Product: cytochrome P450 family 11 subfamily A member 1
Biological process (GO): cholesterol metabolic process; cellular response to peptide hormone stimulus; cortisol metabolic process
Cellular component (GO): mitochondrial inner membrane
Molecular function (GO): cholesterol monooxygenase (side-chain-cleaving) activity; heme binding; iron ion binding
Source: RefSeq, a predicted model, not a curated record
UCAGAGCGGGCCUGGAGCAGCCGCGGGACGGCCUGGGGAGCUGGGCCUGGGAGCUGCAGUUCCAUCCUGCCCGCCGGGGGCUCCCGGGCUGCCCUUCCCGCCCGAUCGCCAGCCUUCUGGGCUGUGGACCUGUCUACCAGCCCGUAGCUGCAGUCUGUCUCCUAACACCAGUCUUCACCCGGUCUGCUUCUCUGGUUAAAUCCAGACGGGUAGAUGAGGCUACCUGAUUUUUUUUUUUAACCACCUGCAUUGCUUAGGUAAACCAUGCAUGGAGGUCAAGCCAAGUGAAAGUUCAACCAUUCGUGGAAAGAAUGAGGGAGACCACGAGGCAGUGGCCGGGGAACGGAACGGAAGGAGAGGCCGUUGGCGCAGCUGCUCCGGGGCAGGACUGAGGGGUGCAGCCACAGGUCCCCACACCCGCCCCUUUUUUUUUUUUUAUUUGACAGAUAGAAUUAAACAGUGAGAGAAACAGAGAGAAAGGCCUUCCUUCUGUUGGUUCACUCCCCAAAUGGCCACUACGGCUGGAGCUAUGCCUAUCCGAAGCCAGGAGCCAGGUGCUUCUCCUGGUCUCCCAUGGGGUGCAGGGCCCAAGCACCUGGGCCAUCCUCCACUGCCCUCCCAGGCCACAGCAGAGAGCUGGACUGGAAGAGGAGCAACCGGGACUAGAACCCGGUGUCCAUAUGGGAUGCCGGCACCGCAGGCGGAGGAUUAACCAAAUGAGCCACAGCGCCAGCCCCACACCUGCCCUUUUGUCCUGUUCCCAUCAGGUACCAGCUUGCCAUGAGACUUUCUUUCUUUGUUUCCAGAAUAUUCCUUUCAUGAAUCAGCGCCUACGGCAAGGGGGUGAGAAGUCAGGCCAUGAUGCCAAGCUGCCAGGGCUGUCACUCAGAUCCUAUCUCAGGGCUGCUGGGUGACCGCCUGCUGGCCCCACAGGGCACAGGUGCCGCAGCAGGCGCUGGUGGGAGGUCCCUGCUGCCGCACGUCAGAGUGGGUUCCACUGGGCGCCUGCCUUGACCAAUACGGCAGGAGGGGAUGUCGGGUGGGGGAGCCCCGAGUCAUCUGCCUGCACCCAGUUCCAAGAUGGCUGAGGAGGUCUGUCCUGGCUUCUCCCCUGAGUCAUUCGGCAGAGACUCGCCACCCCGUCCACGGGAGCUUGUGCCUGGACACCCCGAUGCACCCACGGGCCCAGGGACAGAGCAAGUCCUUGGGCUGCCACCUGGCCCAGCCGGAUCCUUCAGGGUCUCUCGCUGGGACCCCGCAUGUGGCUGCCAGGGAGCCGCUGGCUUCCAGGCCCCGCCUCCCCGCCUCCCUUUGAUGUGAGCAGUGCCUCUCCCAGGGUGCCAACCUGCUGCCCUUGGGCAGGGACCGUCCCCCCCUGCCCACCCCAUCCCAGGAGGGGGAGCUCACACCUGAGCUGAAGGGAUUUGACCCCUGGGUGACCAGGUGCUGUCUUUCUCUUUGAGGUGGACUUGGGUUCUAUAAAAUGCACGUCUCAGGGAGGGUUUGCAUUCACGCGAAGGCGCUGGCUGCUCGUGAAGCCCCUCCCCCAGCCCCGCCCCCAGUCCUCACUCGGCACAUUUGUUCUGCCGGUGACUGAACUGGGUCAGGACGGAGCCCGAGGGGUGCCUGCUCUCUGCCCAACCGCCCGUGGACGAUCUCCACUUGCUUGUUUGUUCUUUGUCUCUGGGUUCACAGCGACCUGUACAGCAACUUAAAACAAUACGAGAGCACCCUUCCCCUUCUGUCAUCUGCAGAAAACACAAAAAAGCCGACUUGGAAUGUCAGGAACGGCCCCAAAUCAGUUUGUCCUCUCACAGAGUAAGGGAGCUCCGGGAGACUCAUGGGAAGUGGGACGGGAAGUUUGGUUUGCUCUGUAGCACACAACGUCUGACACGCACUGCGUAGCUUUUCACACUGAGUGCUUUUCAUAAACUUUUUGAAAACCCUGUUGUUGUAUGUAUGCAUAUCAAAAAUUCUUUUGCAGGGCCGGCACUGUGGCGUAGCGGGCAAGGCUGCCGUCUGUAGUGCCAGCAUCCCAUAGAGGCACCAGUUUGAUUCCUGGCUGCUCCACUUCCCAUCCAGCUCCCUGCUAACGAGCCUGGGAAAGCACCAGGAGACAGCACAAAUGCUGUGGGAGACCUGGAGGAAGCUCCUGGCUCCUGGCUUUGGUCUGGCCCAGCCCCAGCCGUUGUGGUCAUUCGGGGAGUGACCCAGUGGAUGGAAGACUUUUCUCUCUGUCUCUCCCUCUUUCUCUGUAACUCUGCCUUUCAAAUAAAUUAAUUAAAAAAACUUUUUUUGCAUCAAAAUGAACUUAUCUUUGAAUUCUCCUUUGCAUGAACGUUUUGAUGCUCCUUGUGUGUAGACAGUAGGGUCACGGUGAGGGGGAUGCGAGACCCCCUUGGCCUGGUGUCUGCUUCCUCCGGGCACCCCUGCCCCCCAGGUCCAGAAUCCGGCAGGGCCAGCAGGGCCAGCUGGAGGGCUCAGCUGGGGCUGGUGCUGAGCACAGAGGCAGAGGGCUCCCUGUGCUUCUGGAGAGAACCUUACCUGGAGUCUGUGUGGCAGCCUGGGAGGGGCUGUGGUAUGGGCGGAGCCAGCUGGAGGAGGAGGAGGAGGAGGGAGACGGGCUCAGGGUUUUCCAGCUUCCAGUUUAGCCUUGAGCUGCUGGUUAUAAAUUUGGCCCUGGGGGUUCAGGGACAGAUCCCAGAGCUGAGACAGCGACAGUCGGGACAGCAGCAUGCUGGCCAGGGGGCUCCCCUCCCGCUCAGUCUUCCUCAGAGGUUGCCAGGCCUCCCUGAGCACUGCCCAGGAGGGCCUGGGUCACCCGGGGGUGCCCACCCGUGAGGGAGUGGGCAUGGCCACCCGCAGCCCUCGGCCCUACCACGAGAUCCCCUCCCCUGGGGACAAUGGCUGGCUGAACCUGUACCACUUCUGGCGGGAGAAGGGCACACACAGGGUCCAUUAUCGUCAUGUGCAGAACUUCCAGAAGUAUGGUCCCAUUUACAGGGAGAAGCUGGGCAACGUGGAGUCCGUUUACAUCAUGGAUCCCGAGGACGUGGCUCUGCUGUUCAAGUCGGAGGGCCCCAGCCCCGAGCGGUUCCUCAUCCCGCCCUGGGUCGCCUAUCACGAGUACUACCGGAGGCCGGUGGGCGUCCUGCUCAAGAAGGCCCAGGCCUGGAAGAGAGACCGCGUGGCCCUGAACCAGGAGGUGAUGGCCCCCGAUGCCAUCAAGAACUUCGUGCCCCUCCUGGAGGCCGUGUCGCAGGACUUCGUCCGCAUGCUGCACGGUCGCGUCCAGCAGGGGGUGUUCUCAGGCGACAUCAGUGACGACCUGUUCCGCUUUGCCUUCGAGUCCAUCACCAACAUCAUGUUCGGGGAGCGCCUGGGGAUGCUGGAGGAGACGGUGGACCCCGAGGCGCAGCGGUUCAUCGACGCGGUCUACCAGAUGUUCCACACCAGCGUCCCCAUGCUCAGCCUGCCACCGAGCCUCUUCCGCCUCUUCCGCACCAGGACCUGGAGGGACCACGUGGCCGCGUGGGACGUGAUCUUCACCAACGCUGACAAAUACACCCAGAGCUUCUACUGGGACCUGAGGCAGAAGCAGGACCUUGGGGGCAGCUACCGUGGUAUCCUCUACAGCCUCCUGGGGACCAGCAAGCUGUCCUUCGAGGACAUCAAGGCCAAUGUCACCGAGAUGCUGGCCGGAGGUGUGGACACGACGUCCAUGACCCUGCAGUGGCACCUGUAUGAGAUGGGGCGCUGCCCUAGGGUGCAGGAGAUGCUGCGGGCGGAGGUCCUGGCUGCCCGGCGCCAGGCCCAGGGAGACAUGACCGCGAUGCUGCAGUCGGUGCCGCUCCUCAAGGCCAGCAUCAAGGAGACGCUGAGGCUGCACCCCAUCUCGGUGACUUUGCAGAGAUACCUCGUAAAUGACCUGGUCCUCCAGGAUUACAUGAUACCUGCCAAGACAUUGGUGCAGGUGGCCAACUACGCCAUGGGCCGGGAACCUAGCUUCUUUGCCAACCCAGAGAAGUUUGACCCCACCCGAUGGCUGGACAAGGACAAGAACGCCACUCACUUCCGGAGCCUGGGCUUUGGCUGGGGUGUGCGGCAGUGCCUGGGCCGCAGGAUCGCCGAGGUGGAGAUGAGCAUCUUCCUCAUCCAUAUGCUGGAGAACUUCAGAAUCGAAAGCCAACAGCUCAGCGACGUGGGUACCAAGUUCAACCUCAUCCUGAUGCCCGAAAAGCCCAUCAUCUUAACCUUCCGGCCUCUCCAUCAGGACACGCCCCCCGCGUGAUGGGAGGGGAAGGCCCCGCCCCACCAGUGAGGGGAGUCACGGCUGUCGGUUCAUCUCUGGCCCCACCCCGCUCCUCUUCCCCACUCUGCCCCUUCCUCGCCCUCAUCAGGACAAUAAACGGCCGAACCGCA